Molecule: messenger RNA, 817 nt
Organism: Coccomyxa subellipsoidea C-169
Lineage: Eukaryota; Viridiplantae; Chlorophyta; Trebouxiophyceae; Coccomyxaceae
Exons: 3
Source: RefSeq, a predicted model, not a curated record
CAUGAAUGGUGUCUCGUCUCGUCUAGGAAACCUGCGCGUGUGCCAGAGCUCCCUUUCUUUGGCACACCACAUCCCUCGGAAAGGACGAGUCUUCUGGACAGCGUGCACAAGCACUCCUCUAGAAGAUGUGUAUGUUGAUCAAUUUACAGGAAAGAGUUUUCGUUGCACACAGUGCGGCAAGUGCUGCACGGGAGCUGGGGAGGUUUGGAUUGACGAGGCGGAUGUGCAGAGACUAGCCAGAAAAGUCCACAUUCAGAGAGAGCUCUUUCUUUCGCGGUAUGUGAAAAGCUACAGUCGAAAACCUGGAUACUGGCUCUUACGUAACACCAAUGGCACGCAGGACUGCAUCUUCCUGCGAGGCACAGAAUGCAUUGUGAAUGAUGCAAAGCCCCUCCAAUGCCGGACGUACCCCUUCUGGCCGGAGUUGAUGGAUCCUGAGGCCUGGCAAGCAGAACGCUUGGACAUGUGCGAAGGACUUGAUCAUCCGGAGGCCUGUGAGCUGGACGUGGAGCAAGCAGCAUUGCAAUUGAAGGCUUCGACAGAAUUUUUUGCCCGAAGGGAUGGUUUGCAGUGAGGCUGGACUUUGCUGCUUGUCAUCUACAGCAAGUCCUCAAGGGUGCUUGGACGUAGAACAAAAUGCGGCCAGAUACAUAUUCUGCUUGGCAUCUGUGCCAAAACCAAGUCCUUCAAUUGAAAUUUGCAGAUAAGCCUAGACCCAUGCAAUGAUCAGUCAUUUAAUUAUUCCAGGUACUUCCAGGGCAGCUUUGGGUCCGCUUGCAUGAUUAGAGAUGUCAAUAAAAUCUACAUGAUUGGUGGC